CAGAAGUGAGUCUUGGUAAGAAGAACAUCAGCAGACUUUUUGAGCAUAAGUCUUGAUUCGUUUUUUACUUUCUCCAUUUUCUUGACCCCUCAAUUGACGCUUUACUCAUUAAACCCUUCAAACUGCUCUUCCUUCCGCCCUUUCCACCUCCUCUCAAAAGUCGUCCACCGAAUGAACAAUGGCAUACAGCAAUGGAGACUCCAAUGGGGAUAGCAAUGGGGAUAGGAAUGGUCAUACCACCAGAAAGACCAACGGGAACGCCAAUGGGACCGCGAAUGGGAACGCCAACGGACACAGCAAUGGACACAGCAACGGAUACAGCAACGGGCAGACCUAUGGCAACAAAGAACAGCCAAAGUAUAUCGACUUCCCUCACCUGGAACCGGGUACUAUGCUUGAAGGAAAGCAAGCUCUCAAUCGCUGGUCCCAUAAAUUGACGAAGGAUCAUGAUUAUCCAGGCGCACAAGCGAUGCUCUAUGCUGCUGGUGUUCCAGAUCGUGAGACAAUGAAAACGGCCCCUCAAGUUGGAAUUGCAACCGUAUGGUGGGAGGGCAAUCCAUGCAACAUGCAUUUGAACAACCUCGGAAAGCUGGUCAAGACAGCAGUUGAGAACCAAGGUAUGCUUGGAUGGCAAUUCAAUACCAUUGGAGUCUCGGAUGGAAUUACCAUGGGCGGUGAGGGGAUGCGAUUUUCGUUGCAAACAAGGGAGAUCAUUGCAGAUUCGAUUGAGACUGUCACGUGUGCUCAGCACCAUGAUGCCAAUAUUUCAAUCCCAGGUUGCGAUAAGAAUAUGCCAGGCGUUAUCAUGGCUGCUGCUCGACAUAAUCGUCCAUUUGUCAUGAUCUAUGGUGGUACAAUCAUGAAAGGCCAUUCAAAGCUCCUGAAUAAGGACGUUAAUAUCAGCACGUGCUAUGAAGCCUCCGGUGCGUUUGUCUAUGGCAAACUCCAAGCUUUCGAGAGACCUGGCGACAAAGGCAGAACACCAUGUGAUGUUAUGGAAGAACUCGAGCAGAAAUCUUGUCCGGGAGCUGGAGCGUGUGGUGGGAUGUACACUGCAAACACUAUGAGCACAGCGAUCGAAGCUAUGGGUCUCUGUCUUCCUGGUUCAUCGUCAAAUCCUGCCACAUCUCCAGCUAAGAUGAGAGAAUGCGAAAAGGCAGCUGAUGCUAUCAAGAUCUGCAUGGAGAAGGAUAUUCGACCACGAGACCUAUUGACCAAGGAGUCUUUCGAAAAUGCUUUGGUACUGACCAUGGUUCUUGGUGGCUCAACAAACGCCGUCAUUCACCUUCUUGCCAUGGCAGGCACUGCGCAAGUUGACCUAACUCUAGAUGACUUCCAACGAGUCAGCGAUAAGAUUCCGUUCCUAGCAGACAUGGCUCCCAGCGGUAAAUACUUCAUGGAAGACCUGUGGAGAAUCGGCGGCACCCCAUCCAUGAUCAAAUUUCUCGUUGCAGCCGGCCUAAUGAAUGGCAAUAUCCCAACGGUAACGGGCAAGACCAUGGCUGAGAAUGUUUCAUCCUGGCCCUCUCUUCCUCCAGAUCAAGCUAUCAUUCGCCCUCUCUCCAAUCCUAUCAAAGAAAGUGGCCAUUUGCAGAUCCUUCGCGGAAACCUGGCGCCAGGAGGUGCUGUGGCUAAGAUUACCGGGAAGGAGGGGCUGGUAUUUACUGGAAAAGCGAGACUGUUCAAUAAAGAGCACGAGCUCAAUACCGCCCUGAGCAACGGUCAGAUCCCUCAUGGUGAGAACUUGGUUUUGGUUGUGAGGUACGAGGGACCUAAGGGUGGACCUGGAAUGCCUGAACAAUUGAAGGCUUCUGCCGCUAUCAUGGGUGCUGGCUUGACAAACGUGGCUCUCAUCACUGAUGGAAGAUACUCCGGCGCCAGUCACGGGUUUAUCGUUGGCCAUAUUGUUCCAGAAGCUGCUGUCGGUGGUCCCAUCGCAGUAGUUAGAGACGGUGACACAAUUACCAUCUCAGCCAAGACCAACACCUUGAGUAUGAAUGUCAGCGACUCUGAGAUUGCUGCCCGACUCAAGGGCUGGAAACCACCUAAGAAGAAUGUCAAUCGUGGCGUCCUCGCAAAGUACGCCGCUCUUGUUGGAGAUGCUUCUCAUGGUGCCAUAACGGAUCUAUUUUGAAUGCUCAAUUUAGCGCUUGCGUCUUGUUGGAGUUUUUCUUAUCAUCCAGAUUGUUUAGACAUGACUUUUAGUUCCGAUUAC
This is a messenger RNA of Mollisia scopiformis, 2215 nucleotides long. Its product is annotated as dihydroxy-acid dehydratase-like protein. The record is from RefSeq and is a predicted model, not a curated record. The transcript is spliced from 7 exons. Gene Ontology annotation, cellular component: mitochondrion. Gene Ontology annotation, molecular function: dihydroxy-acid dehydratase activity. Lineage: Eukaryota; Fungi; Ascomycota; Leotiomycetes; Helotiales; Mollisiaceae. Bases 179 to 2134 code for a protein of 651 amino acids. Gene Ontology annotation, biological process: branched-chain amino acid biosynthetic process.